Rotaria socialis is the source of this 1977-nucleotide messenger RNA. The record is from the annotation of a GenBank genome assembly. NCBI's taxonomy places the organism in Eukaryota, Metazoa, Rotifera, Eurotatoria, Philodinida, Philodinidae.
AUGGGUGAUGAUGAAGAAGAUAUUGGUCGAGAUCGUCCAUGUUAUGGAGAGUUUCGAUGCUCUCGAUGCAGACGAUUCUGGAAGAGUACUAAGUCUUGGGCUGAUUGUGGUCAGAUCUGUUCAGAAUGUGAUACCCUAGUGUCUCCGGCUAACCUCAAGAAAAACUUUGCAUAUAUAUGCUAUAAUUGCAAUACUCUUUGGUACUCAUUUUAUUCAACACACAGGCGGCAAUGUAGAAAUUGUAAAUCAUACGAAAUUUCCGAUCCUCUAGAUCCAGAUGAUUCAAACGAUCAAAACGUUAUAAACGAGCGCAAAAAUGAGUCGACUGCUAAAAAUAUUAACGGGGAGCAUAGAGAGAAGUUGUGCCAGAAAUGCCAAGCGACUGGACGACCUUGUCGGGAAUCUGUUGAUAAUAAAAAUAGGUCACAGUUUACAACUGAUAAAUACAAGCAGGAAAAUACGGUGAAAGCACCUAUCAAUUAUGGCUGUAAAGCAACAUCCAAUUCUAUUGUUGGCGAAUAUGAACUGAACCGUGAAAAAAUGGAAAGUUUUUUCAAAAAUGAUCAAAGUCAGUCAGAGUAUCUCAACUCAAAAAAUAACAAGCGUAAUGAAAGCGUUAAGCAGCAGUUUGGUGAGCCUAGUGACCUUCCAUUUCAUCAUUCAACAUUCACAAGCUCAUCUUCAAACAAUACCAAACCGAAUAUUUGCAUUUCCAUUGUUAAACAGAGUGAGGAAUGCAAUGUAUAUGUAUUUCCUGGCAGCCAAUCUCACCAUGAUCGAAAUGAGUAUAAUCGUGGCAUUCAUGUCGGGAGUUACUCCUGUAUCGAUUGGAGACAUUUAGCAAACAAAUGGAGGAACUUGUGGAUGCCCAUGUUUUGUAUUCUUGUUUUAGUAACCAUAGUAGCAGUUUUAUUUCUUAUUGUAAGUUCUUUUCAAGCACAAAAGUCAACUACUACAAUUAGAACAAUGAAGACGACGACAACGACAACAACGACCACGACCACGACAACAACGACCACGACCACGACAACAACGACCACGACAACAACGACAACAACAACAACAACGACGACGACGACGACGACGACAGCAAACUCAUUAUUUCAAAUUUUAAAAGAGCCGAUAAUGUCUCAAGUACGGAAGAUUGAGAUAAUUUGGAAUAGAGUUCGAUCAUCAGUCGCUAAUUCUGUUGCACCUUGCUUUGCUCAAAAUACAAUGGUAACACUUCAAAACGGUGCUCAUAUUAGAAUGCAUGAUCUUCGCGUAGGCGACUUAGUACAUGUUAAUUCUGGUAAAACAAGUUCAAUUCUGGCCAUAUUUCGUCAUCGGCGUUCGCAUCUUUCGUUUAUCGAAUUACAGACUAACAGUAAUCUAAGCGAACCACUUCGUCUCACAUCAGUACAUUCCAUUCUUACUCGUAAGCCUAACGAUCGAAUCGAACAAUAUAGAUUUGCUAGAGAUGUAUCUGCUGGGGAUCUAGUUUUUCCUGUGAUAGGCCAACGACCAAUUGAAGUUAUAAACGUUCGUAAUGUUUUCCAUGUAGAUGAAUACGCCUAUGCCCCUCUCACACCAGAAGGAACGAUUGUAGUUAAUGGUUUAAUUGCAUCAUGCUACGCUUCUCAUAGUCACUCUGCCAUGCACAUGAUUAUGACACCUAUUCGCUGGUGGUACUGGGCAUUGAUUCGUUAUCAACAGCCAUCUUUACACAAGAUCAGUACAGAGCUUUUGUUUAAAAUUCGAAUAGACAAUAACCAUACACCGCAACGCUUGUCAGGAUUCCAGCGAAAAAAUUAUUUGCAAAGAACGUCUCCCUCGGGAUUUAUCAGGACUAGGGAUGUAACAAUACCAAUACAGUAUUGGGAUAUUGGUAUUGGUAUUGGUAUUGGUAUUGGUAUUGGUAUUGGUAUUGGUAUUGGUUGGUAUUGGUGGGCAUUGGUAUUGGUAUUGGUUGGUAUUGGUGGGCAUUGGUAUUGGUAG